AUGCAAGGAUGGCGCAAUUCGAUGGAAGAUGCACAUACUUGUUUACUGACAUUACCUGGCGAUGAAUCCACUGCUUAUUUUGCUGUGUAUGAUGGCCAUGGAGGUACAAAUGCAUCUCGAUAUUGCUCAAAACAUUUACACAAGUACAUCUUACAACAACCAGAAUUUAAAGAAGGAAACAUCGAACAAGCUAUCAAAUACGGUUAUACAGAAUUAGAUAAGCAAAUGCAAGACGAUAACAAAAAUAUGAAAUAUGGACUAACGGGCACAACAGCUGUUAGUGUACUGAUCAAAAAUGAUAAAUUGUAUUGUGGAAAUGUAGGUGAUUCAAGAGCAAUCGGAAGUAUCGAUGGGAUAGCCGAAAUUUUGUCAAAAGAUCACAAACCAGACCUUGCCGAAGAACGGAAACGAAUUGAAUCAGCUGGAGGAUUUGUUGAAGACAAUCGAGUUAUGGGAAAUUUAGCCAUGUCAAGAGCAUUGGCAUGUGACGGCAUAUGGGAUGUGAUGAAUAAUGAGCAUGUACUAAAAUUUGUGAGACAACGAAUAGCUAAACAACAAAAACCAAAUGAAAUAUGUGAGGAAUUAGCGAACAAAUGUCUAGCACCAUCUAAACUUGUGAGAAGCGGCGUGGGUUUUGAUAAUAUUACAGUGAUACUAGUUUGUUUAUUGAAAUAUUAUGAAAACUAUCAAAAAUUAGCACACAAAUGCGCAAAAGAUUCAGUAGCUGAUUCAAAACCUUUGUCAGAUCCAUUUACAUCUACUGAAAGGCUUACGACACGUUUCACUCCACUGACCGAUCGACGUGGUAUAUUAAAAAAACUAAAACCAACAACCAGUGUCCAUGAAACACAGAGACAUUUCUCUAGUUUGUCACAUACCCAGAAUUUUCUGUAUAAGGUUCAACUACCUAAAGCCACUCAAAUGUUGAUGUUAAAUUUAUACAAACGUAUUAUUCAGUUAUCUCGAACUUGGCAAGCACUCAAUACUAAUGAAACAGAAAAUGAACGACUUUACAUUAGAAAUGAAGCACGACAGCUAUUUAGACAAAAUAAAGCCGUACGUUGCAUUGAAGAUGCAACCGAAAUCGAAGAGCACAUUAGAGAGGCAAAAGCAAGACUCGACCUAGCGAUACAUUACAAAAAUCCAUAUCCAAGACCGGUCCAUUUACCAACUUGGUCACUUCCGCCAAGUCAUAGUCGUACACGAUAUAAAAGUGAAUAUAUAACAGAUGAAAUAUCAAAACCAAUUUAUAUCAAAUCAUAUCAGGUUAAAGAAGUAGAAGAAGAUGAAAAACAAACAGAAAAAUGA
Messenger RNA from Didymodactylos carnosus, 1308 nucleotides. The record is from the annotation of a GenBank genome assembly. Lineage: Eukaryota; Metazoa; Rotifera; Eurotatoria; Philodinida; Philodinidae.